Molecule: messenger RNA, 604 nt
Organism: Drosophila persimilis
Lineage: Eukaryota; Metazoa; Arthropoda; Insecta; Diptera; Drosophilidae
Exons: 2
Coding region: 42-488 (148 amino acids)
Source: RefSeq, a predicted model, not a curated record
UGAAAGAAAAUCUAGAAAAUUUUCAAAAUUACUUACGAACAAUGGCAAUAGAACGCAAAGUCCCCAGGAGUAAGCCCCGCAGCUCUGUUGCCGCACGCCGUGUCAAAAAACCCAACCCAGUACGUCUUCGCAGUCUGGGGGAUCUGAAGGAGUCGGAAAUGAUUAAAGUGACAUCCGCUCUGAAUGCAGCAGUCAAUCUGGCAUCGGCGGAGGAUAAUUUGAAGAAGAACUCGGAUUCGCCAUUCUGCCUGCCCGACGAGGCAGAAAUGUUGCGGAGAAAACAGAAGAUGCGCCGUCGAGUGGCCACCGCCAUGAAGCUGCUGGCGCUCGUGGAGCGCGGCUACGUGGACAGCGGCUUCGAGCACACAGCACCUGUUACUCUCUCAGAGGUUCCGGUCCGACGUCGUAGUCGUAGUGCUACCACUGCCACCAUCGAUGCUGCCAGCAACUGUCGCAUCUGCGGUCGUCCCAUGCCUGAACAAUGGUAGAGGAACUGUCGCCGUACAAACCUCCAGAAAUUGUUUGCUAUGGUGGCCAUCAAGCUUUGCAUACUUGUAGUUGUUCCGAAUAGAAGUGAAAUACAUAUGCUAAAGUUCAAUUAUAA